Molecule: messenger RNA, 741 nt
Organism: Quercus robur (English oak)
Lineage: Eukaryota; Viridiplantae; Streptophyta; Magnoliopsida; Fagales; Fagaceae
Product: receptor-like protein EIX1
Exons: 1
Coding region: 24-704 (226 amino acids)
Molecular function (GO): protein binding
Source: RefSeq, a predicted model, not a curated record
UUUAAAACCGUGAUCAUCAUAUCAUGUACGCUUCUCUGAGAUUAAUAGCCCUUACUAGAACCAUUUUCCUUUGGUUGCUCACUGCUGACUCUGAGGUUGGUUGCAUCGAAAGCGAGCGACAUGCCCUUCUCAACUUCAAGCAACAUCUUAUCGAUCCUUCUGAGCGGCUUGCCUCUUGGUCUUGGGCUGCUACUGACGUGGAUUGCUGUCAUUGGAUCGGUGUUGUCUGCCACAACCGCACCGGUCAUGUCCUCCAACUCCAUCUCAGAACCUUUUUUCCUACUACUACUGAAGAUGCCCAAUGGGAAGCUCAAUAUGAAGCUUAUGAGAGGUCAGUGUUUAGCGGUAAGAUAAAUCCUUCUCUGCUUGAUUUGAAGCAUUUGAUUUACUUGGACCUCAGCUUCAAUGAUUUCUAUUAUACUCCAAUUCCCAAAUUCCUCGGCUCAAUAGGGAGUUUAAGAUAUCUUAAUCUCUCCUAUGCGGGAUUUGGGGGAUUGAUUCCUCAUCAACUUGGGAAUCUCUCUAAUUUGCACUAUCUCAAUCUUGGAGGUUCUUCUUAUUAUAAUAAUUUAUAUGUCAUGAACCUUCAAUGGCUCUCUGCUCUUCCUUUACUACAACACCUUGAUUUGAGUUCUGCAAACCUUAGCAAAGCCUCUGAUUGGCUACAAGAGAUAAGCAAACUCCCUUCCUUUUUAGAGUUGUGAUUGUCAUAUUGCGACCUUUCUGGCUUCUUCCCACCGA